Messenger RNA from Patiria miniata (bat star), 1468 nucleotides. RefSeq names its product juvenile hormone acid O-methyltransferase-like. NCBI's taxonomy places the organism in Eukaryota, Metazoa, Echinodermata, Asteroidea, Valvatida, Asterinidae. The record is from RefSeq and is a predicted model, not a curated record. Bases 151 to 939 code for a protein of 262 amino acids. The transcript is spliced from 4 exons.
GCUGAACAUGAAUCAUGCAAAACGCGUUUGAUACCCGACAGUUCAGUGUGUGAAUGAAGUCAUUCGGGGUUGUUCAGACACAGUCAUAGUUCCUAAAGAUUAUCAUUACUUUCAUAGUCUGUUUCGACCAGUGACAAAUUAGCAUCUCUCAUGAAUUUCUCAGCGAGUAACGACUACUGCGGGGAUGGCAGAUUCUUACAACAUUCCGUCAUCAUGCAACACAUUGACAAACUGGAGUUGAGACCAACAGACACGGUACUGGACGUUGGAUGCGGUACUGGGGAAGAAACCAAGUCAAUGGCAGGGAAAGUCAAGAGUGUAACAGGCGUUGACGCUUCAGAGGAAAUGGUAGCGGUGGCCGUUAAGACAAACUCGGCACCAAACGUAGCAUACAGUCAAUGGGACGCCCGAGCCGUGGGAGACAACCCAGACUGGCGAGAGGGAUUCGACAAAGCUGUCUGUUUCUUCGUUCUUCACUGGUUUCCCGAGCAGACCCAAGCGCUCCGUAGCAUCUCGGCGUGUCUGAAGCCGGGCGGGCAAGCACUUUUUAUCAUCGACAACCACGAUGACCUCCUCAUUUUCACCCAAAUGACUUCGUUCUUGAAAAGUCACGAGAAGUGGGGUGCUUUUGUGCAGGACUACAAGUCAUCACUGUUCAUGUGGAACCUAUCAGUUCAAGAAACGCAGAAAGUCUUCAAAGCGUUUGGCUGGGCCGAGGCUAAGUGUGAAGUGCGGAGACACGAACUGGUCCUGUCUGAAAUUCAGUUAAAAUUGUCAUUGAAGACAAAUCUUGGAGAAACACCGUUGAUACCAGCGGCAGCGCUGGAUGAUUAUUUGCAAGACCAGUGGCAGUGGGCUUUGGAUCGCUAUGGGGAUAAGUCUCAGCCCAGACAUGUCCUCAUCGGUUAUGAAUCUAUGGUCGUACACGCUUGGAAAUAAGACUUGAAACCCUGUGGCGUUUUUCUCUUUCAAGGAUUUUGUUUUUGCCUUAUUUUGAAUUUUUUUUUAGGUUCAGUAAAAAAAAAAAUUGUGGUUGUAGUAAAAAACAUGGAAAUAAUUACGCGUAUUAAAUUGGUUAAUGGUUUCAAAAGUGAUGUUUCAUCUUCUCAACAUUUUGUGUAAGUACAAAAAGAUUGUAUUAAUAAGGGAAUAAAAAUGUAUUUGGCCGAUUUUAAACACAAUGUUAGGAGUCUGGACGCUGAUAAGGACCCGAGCCGGUCAACCAAUACAAGAGUAAAAGGGACUGGAUUUCAUAGGAGUCAAAUUUCAUAUUACACUGGCAAAGAAGACGCCAGCCGGUUGUUUUAUCAACCUUUUUACGAUCGGCCACGUAACGGGCUCCCAACCAAUAGGAAUGGGUAAACUUAGGUAUUUAAGAAUCGUACCUGGUCUCUUCAUGCCACAUUGGUGGCUGCUGACUGUUUGUUUGUUUGUUUGUUUGUUUGUUUGUUUUCAUGUAAACGUUAUA